This is a messenger RNA of Pipistrellus nathusii (Nathusius's pipistrelle), 2289 nucleotides long. The record is from the annotation of a GenBank genome assembly. Lineage: Eukaryota; Metazoa; Chordata; Mammalia; Chiroptera; Vespertilionidae.
AUGACCACCUUCCAAACCAAGAAGGAUCCUCUCCUCCGGAGUGUAUCACCCACCCCGAGCAAGAUUCCGAUUCGCUCAAAGAGACGCCCGCCUAUCCCCACACCCAAGCCAUGCGACUUGGACCGGGAGAACCAAGAUCCAAAGAGAUUGGAGCAGAAGUCCAGUACUCAACGUCCCCUUGUUGACUCAGCAGGCCACAGGCCAAAAGCCUCACAUCAAACACAAAAAUCAGAGAGAUUGGUGGGGAGCACUGUGCUUCGGAAACCAUUGGAGGAACUCAGGCCUAGCCCUAGGGAACAAAGUGUGGGGCUUGGGCCUCCUCCCCAGAAAGAGAUUCCAGGGGCCAUAGAGUUUGUGGCUGACCCUGAGGCCCUGGCUACCAUCCUGUCAGGUGAGGGGGUGAAGAGCUGUCGCCUGGGGCGCCAGCCCAGUCUGGCUCAGAGGGUACUGGUUCGAGAGAGCCAGGGAGGCACCAUCCGGAGGGGCCAGGGUGCCCGGGCCUCUGCAUAUUUGGCUCCCAGAACCCCCCAAACCCGACUGGACCCUGCCAGGGCUUCCUGCUUUUCGAGGCUAGAGGGACCAGGACCCCGCAGCUGGACCUUGUGCCCCCAGAAGCUAGAGGCUGUGAUUCCACCUUCAGGACCUUCCUUUCAGUCCUCUGCUCGCCCCGGCUUCCAGGAGCUAAAAAGAGAGACAGGUGGCAGCAGCAGGACUGCAGUGAGCCAGGCCUCGGGAUUGCAUCUGGAGACACAAGUCCAGCCUGCUUCCUCUGUCCUGGAUGGAGAACACGAAGUAGUCACUCACUCAGUUGAAGAAGGAAGGGGCCCUCCUGAUCCAGCCCAGUGGGUUCCAUUAAGAGAGAGCCGGGAGCUAACCCACACCAAGGACAGCCGUGACUGCCACCCGAUGCCCUCCCCUGGGCCUGUGCUGCUACCAUCCGUCCCCCGUCCAUCCCCCUUCGGAUUGGCCAAGCGUGUUCCCUCCCCCGGCUCCUCAGCUCCGCCCUCAUAUUCAGUGUUGCGGCGUCUUGCCAUUCGCCCCAAAACCCAGUUCACGCCCAUCCCUUCGGCCCCCAAAGCUCAGCAGGCUCCAUGUUUGAGUGGCCUCUCUCCUCAGUCUUGCCCUGAAGAGCCUGCUCUGCCCUGGGAGCAGAUUGCAGUCCGGCUGUUCGACCAGGAGAGUUGUAGAAGGUUACAGGAGGGGCCUGGGAAACCGCCUGCAGUAACGCCUCAUGGACCCCAACUUAGUAGAACCCCAAACCUCCAAGAGCUGAAGAUGCAGCGCAUCAAUAUCCUGAAGCAGCUUUUGCAACAGGAGGUAGAUGGGCUGGCAGGGAGCAAGUGUGCCCCCCCUAACGGAGGCCCCUCUCUGGAUAUGGCUGAACUUCAGUCCCUGCUGGCAGAGAUUCCUAGAACUCCGGAUGCCCCAGAGCAGAAUUCUGGGGCUUUCCGCCCUCCUGAACUGUUACAGCACUCUGGACUGCCAAUGCCCUGCCUUCCAGAGCAGUGUGGGGAGCCGCAGCUGGGCCCUGGAGCAGAACCUGAGGCAGCUCAGCCCUGCCCUCCGGCAGAGCCAGGCCCCCCAGAGCCCUGCCUCAGGAGGGAGCCUGAGGUCCCGGAGCCUACCCCCCAGAAACAGCCUGAGGUCCCGGAGCCUACCCCCCAGAAACAGCCUGAGGUCCCGGAGCCUACCCCCCAGAAACAGCCUGAGGUCCUGGAGCCUACCCCCCAGAAACAGCCUGAGGUCCCGGAGCCUACCCCCCAGAAACAGCCUGAGGUGUCUGAGGCUCGCCCUCCCGUGGAGCCUGGACCCGGUCAGGCCCGCGCCCGGAGGCAGACCGGACUUCCAGAGCCCUCCCCUCGGGUAGAAGCAGAGGCAUCAGAGCUCUGCCCUCUGGAACCUAGGGGUACAGGGUCUAGUCCACAGUCCUGCUGCAGUCAAUGGGCUCCAGCUCAGACCACCAGUGUGAUCUCCUCUCAACGCCCACUUUGUGCCAGCCCCACUGUCCACUCACUCCAGUCUCUGAGGCCCCCGACGGGCCAGGCAGGCCCUAGCAGUCUGGCUCCUCGAACCCUGGCCCUGAGGCAGCGCCUCAAAGCAUGCCUGACCGCCAUCCACUGCUUCCAUGAGGUGCGCCUGGAUGACGAGUGUGCCUUCUACACCAGCCGAGCCCCUCCCGCAGGCCCCUCUCGUGUCUGCACCAACCCUGUGGCCAAGUUACUGGACUGGCAGGAUGCCCUGUGUUUUAUUCCAAUUGGUGCUGCAGGCCCUCCGGACUCUCCAACAUGA